This is a messenger RNA of Xenia sp. Carnegie-2017, 528 nucleotides long. RefSeq lists its product as uncharacterized. NCBI's taxonomy places the organism in Eukaryota, Metazoa, Cnidaria, Anthozoa, Malacalcyonacea, Xeniidae. Bases 1 to 528 code for a protein of 175 amino acids. The transcript has a single exon. The record is from RefSeq and is a predicted model, not a curated record.
AUGGCCGAAACAAGCGAAGAAAACGGUUCCGAACAGGAGAGUGAGCAGAGCGACUUGUUCUCGUCGGAGGAUGAAAUACAUGCUGAAUUUGAGAGAGCAAUUACUUGGCUCCUUCGAGCUCUAAGUUGGUGUAAAUGUGGACAUUGUACUUUGUCGAAAAAGGCAAUCGAGUGUUUUUUGUUGCCACAAAAAAAAGCGCUUGAAUACGAUGAGUACGAGGCUUUGCUAGGCCAAAUAAAAACUCAAGGAGAGUAUUGCUUGACAACACACCAAGAAUUUAGGGACAAUAUUCUGUCAGAAAGUUUGUUAAAGAUAGACGUGUGUCGGUAUCUUGAAGAAAAUUGGCCCCUGUCUGAUGAGGAUCUGGAGAGAAUAUACGAGCUGUAUCGAUUAGUCGCAUAUCAAAGAUGUUCUAGGUGGAUUUUUCAAAUUUGGGGGAAUAAACAUCGAAGACCAUUUCCUGCUUGUAUUGAUGCUAGCAUACGAAAACGCUUCGCGUCACCAGACGGACUUUAUACACAUUUUUAA